UUUUCUAGAUCCAAAUUAAUAUGAUAAUGAGAUCAGGUGGGACAAAUAAUCCAAUUCAAAUUUAAUAAUGUUAGUGGUUCAUGUAUGGCAUUCUGUCUCUGUGUGCGCUUUGUUCUAUGCAUUUCCUUUAUAAUUACCUUAUUGUCACGACUUGAUUUAAAUAAACAGUAUUUGUCGAUUGGCUUUCCUUUUUUUUUUUUUUUUUUUUUUGUGUGUGUGAAAAGAUUUCCUUUCCUUGGUCUACGUAAGUGUGCAUGGGAGCGUGUUAAUCAUGGUUGUUUGCUUAAACGCUACGUUAUUUAGAAAGCCCUAAAUUGAUUAACUUCCAAGCAAUCGACAUGAUGUCUCCAUUCUCCAAUGUGUACUUAGCUGGAAAUUUUGGAGAUUAAAUAAGUGUCUACUGUCCACCUAGCCCAAUUAGUACGAGGCCUUUUGGGGAGGAGACCCAAGAGUAAAAUCGUGUGGGCUUGGCCCAAAGCGGACAAUAUCGUACUAAUUGAGCAACCUGGUUUCGACAAGUGGUAUCAGAGCCUGGUUCGGUUGGGGCGGUGGACGUCAGUUUGGUGGACCCUCAUUCGGUGGCCUCGAGAUUUGCGAUUCGCGUCUGUUUGGCGGAUCAAGGGAGAUCUGCGUCUGGGCUGUUUGGUGGAUCCAGGAGAGAUCCACGUUUGGGUUGGGCGGAUCAAAGAGAGUUUCGCGUCUGGAAAAAAUCCUUGUACCGAGAAGCCCAUCGAUACAAGGUGUCUGGCAAAUCAAGUUAAUCGCUGAGGUGAGGACACGAAGUUCGUGGUCCUUGGCUUGAGGGGAGGAUUGUUAUGGGACAAUCCAAGUACCACAUCAGAAAUACAAGGGAAGGAACCCUUGUAUAUAAGUGUCCACCUAGCCACGAGGCCUUUUGGGGAGAACACACAAGAGUAAAACCGUGCGGGCUUGGCCCAAAGCGGACAAUAUCGUACUAAUUGAGCUCCCCGGUUAUGACAAUAACCCUAUUGAAGCAACAGUAAUGAAUAGGAGAUCAGACGAUUAAAUUUUAUUAAUCGAAACUAAUCCGAUGAAUUCAAUAUCUUUUACCGCUUUAUAGCGCGAUACGUAACCAAUAUACCUACUAGUUUUUUUUUUCUUUUUCUAAUCAAUGUAGAGGUGGCAAUUGGAUCGGAUUCGUGGAUUCGUGGAUUGGAUUGGUGGAUCCAUGGAUCAAAUGGAUUAGAUCCAAUGGAUUGGUGGAUUCAUGGAUUGGAUCAAGUGGAUUGGUGGAUUGAUCCAUGAAUCCAAAUGACAUCCAAGGCUUGGACCAAAAUGUAAAUUUUGAAAAGUUUAGGUACUAAAAUGUCAUAAUGAAAAAUUUUAGGUACCAAAAUUUAAUUUUCCAAUGAUAUUUUUCGUAUAAAAAUAUAAAUUUUAGGUACCAAAAUGUAAAAUAUAAAAAAUAUAGGUACCAAAUCAUAAUUUGCCAUUUGGAUCCAUGGAUUGAUCCAUGAAUCCACCAAUCCAAUUGGAUUUGGAUCAAAUGGAUUGGAUUUAAAUGGAUUGGAUUAGGUGGAUAAUUUGGUGGAUGGAUUGGAUUGGAUUCAUGGAUUUGGAUCAUAAUUGCCACCUCUAAAUCAAUGACUAUUUUCGUCAUUUUCAUGUAAAGGAAACGUGAUCCACGUCUCAAUAAUUAGCCACUAAUGGUUUAAAUAAGGUGGCAGGCUGGCAGCCAGCCUCUGGACGUAGCCCAAUCUCACAACUAAUUCGAAAGCGAACCAAGAUUUUGGAGAGGCAGAGUACUCAAGGAAAGGAAGAAGGAGAUGGGCUCUGUAGCAGCAGCAGCCAUGGAUGCUCACAUGGUGUUUGUGUACGGCAGCCUAAUGGCCGACGAAGUUCUUCACGUCCUGCUGAACCGCGUCCCUCAAUCCUCCUCCGCCAUCCUCAAUAACCAUCACAGGUGUAGCAUCAAAGGGCGGGUUUAUCCGGCCAUUAUACCCGUCGAGAACAAGAGCGUUGAAGGUAGAGUUCUGUAUGAGGUCACCCAGCCUGAGCUUGAAAUCCUGGAUAAGUUCGAGGCUGUUGAGUACGAGCGUCGCACUGUUGAAGUUUCGCUCCCGGUGGAGAAGAAGGUACAAGUGAAUGCCUAUGUCUGGGGGAACAAAGACGAUCCUGUCUUGUAUGGAGAGUGGGAUUUUGAGGAGUGGAAGAAAUCACACAUGGGUGAUUUUGUGAAGAUGACAGCAGAAUUCAUGAAAGAAGUGCUGCAGCCUGAUUCUAAGACCAGGAUAGCAUCAAAAGAUAGAUUCACCUCCCCAAUAAUAAACGAGCCUGCAACUUCAGCAGCUGUGGCUAUGAAUGGUGCAAGCAAUGAUGGUCACAAGGUGUUCGUUUACGGAAGUCUAAUGGCUGAUGAAGUUGUUAGCAUCCUGCUGAAGCGCGUCCCUCCAUCCUCUCCCGCCAUUCUCUACGGCUAUCACAGGUUCAGCAUAAGAGAAAAAGUCUACCCUGCCAUUUUACCGGUAGUAGGAGACAAGCAAGUUCAAGUUCAUGUUCAAGGGAGGGUGUUGUUUGGAAUCACAGAUCCUGAACUACGAGUGUUUGAUGCAUUCGAAGAUCAGUAUGAGCGUCUCGUCCUUGAAGUUUCACUCCCGGAAAAGAAGCUAGAAGUGAAUACCUACAUUUGGCUGAAGAAAGACGAUCCUGACUUGUAUGGAGAGUGGGAUGUUGAGGAGUGGAGAAGAUUGCACAUGAGCGAGUUUCUGGAGAUGACUGUUGGGUUCAUUAAAGAGUUGCAGUCUGCAACCGCCUGAUUCAAAGACUGAGAUAGUGAAACUUUCUAUAGCACAUGUUUUCCCAUCACAAGGCCUUGAUGAGAUGGAUCCCAAUUUGGGAGAUGUGGUCAUAUCAUACUUAAGUUAUUGGGAUGAACUAUCCCAAUUUGUAUUGAAAGACCUUACCGGUUAAACCACGUAACAAUGAUCAAGCUGGUAUGGAAUUGUCGAUACUUUUACGAGAUUUCACAAUACUAUAAAGUACCCUUUGAUCA
Molecule: messenger RNA, 3013 nt
Organism: Linum trigynum
Lineage: Eukaryota; Viridiplantae; Streptophyta; Magnoliopsida; Malpighiales; Linaceae
Source: the annotation of a GenBank genome assembly